UGCGUAUCUAGAGUUUGGACCUAUCAAACUCAAAUUUAAGGUUACAUAGACUCGGCAAAAAGUGGUUGUAUUUUUAUGUUUUUAAUUUAUCAUAUGAUAUAAAAUGAUGUUAUAUGUGACAUACAGUGACAAAAAGAUAUUUUACUCUCUAUAGAAAUUAGACAACAGUAUAUACAUAUAAUGAUAGUGUUAAAUACAAAUAUAUAAUUAGUGCCCGAUGUAUCGGACACAUAUCCCACACCCUUGUCCAAGUGUUGGAUGUCUGACAUGGGUAUUUGAUUCAUUUUGAAGAGUCUAUGUAAUAUAGGUCUUGACUAAUGAUAAUGUUUCAACUUUUAUAUAAGAUUCACUGUGCUACAUAUAGUAUGGCUAUUAUGGGUCUACACUAUAUUCACCAUAAGAUUAUUCUUUUUCUUGGCAGCGCCCCAAGGGGCAUGGUUCAAGGGAUUUCAGGAGGAGCUUGUUCUGUACACUGAUUGGAACCUGCUGCACCUUGUGAGAAGUAGAGGACUACCAUUUGUCUCUAGGGUGGAAAUUCUUUCUAAAAUGGGCGGUCGACCUGUGUCGUAGAUUCCCUCAUGCUUCAUAUUAAUGUCUAUUUUGAUGUCAGCUUUGAAAUCGGCAAACAAAAAGUUGAAAAAAAAAUGACGAAGACUGAAAAGAUUCAAGACAUUGUUGUUUGUAUAUGAUUUUUUAUUGUAUUCCUUCACUUCCAUUGUGCCUAUUAUUGGAAAUUCUUAAUGCUUUAUUCUUGAUUAUCUGUAGAACUUGCAAGAUGAGAUGCGAUGGACCUUGAUGGAUGUGAGCAAUGAAAUUCAAGAGUCUCUUGGUUGAAGCUAUGAUGUACCUGAUCACAGUCAGUGAUGAGGAAGAACUAAUGGGUGACCUCGAUGCUUUGGAAGCUGACGUGGGCAUGGAGACAAAGGUGAUGGAGUGCCUGCAUAUCUUCAUCCUGAUCUGGAAGGAGGAGCUCAUCUUGCCAUCAGCACCAACAGGGCAUGCAGCACCAGCAGUACCAGCUAGCAGAGUCAACCAGGAUACACUGAUCGAACUUUGCAGAAGUAGCACUACCACGACAAGUUUGGCGAACCUUGCUAUGCAAAAUUUUCUUACAGAAAGGACAGUGUCAAAGGAAAGAAAUACAAGAUGAAUCGAUGCUUUAUGAAUGUAAUAAGGGUCUGCUUGUAUAGGAAAAUUGGUGACUUUUCGAAUGGUCGUAGUGACUUUCCGAUGAAGAGAGACAACUCUUUCAUUGAAUAAGUAGAAUAGAAUAGACAUGACUGUUUUUUCAAACAGAUUUG
This is a messenger RNA of Camellia sinensis, 1301 nucleotides long. NCBI's taxonomy places the organism in Eukaryota, Viridiplantae, Streptophyta, Magnoliopsida, Ericales, Theaceae. The record is from RefSeq and is a predicted model, not a curated record.